Moesziomyces antarcticus is the source of this 2238-nucleotide messenger RNA. RefSeq names its product testis-expressed sequence 10 protein. Gene Ontology annotation, cellular component: nucleus. Bases 1 to 2238 code for a protein of 745 amino acids. The transcript has 2 exons. The record is from RefSeq and is a predicted model, not a curated record. Gene Ontology annotation, biological process: rRNA processing. Lineage: Eukaryota; Fungi; Basidiomycota; Ustilaginomycetes; Ustilaginales; Ustilaginaceae.
AUGCCAAAAGCAUCCAAGCGACAGAAGGAAAAGAAGGCAGACUUCCAGAAAACCAAGCUCAAGCUUGGCAAAGGAAAGCAAGCCGCCAACAAUGCGACCGACACGUCCUUCAAGGCCAAGACGAUCGCGCUGCCGCAGCAGUCGAUCAAUGCCGACAAGUCGGGCAAGCUCGUCAACUCGCGCAACCUCACUGUAGCGGAUCUCGCGCUCCAACUCCGCCACUACUCGGCGGGCGUGCGAAGGGAUGCGGUCGCAGGCAUCAAAGAGAUUCUCACGCUCCACCCGAGCUUGAUGCUAUCGGCUGCGCCACAGCUCGUGCCGGAACUGUCUCGCUGCAUCGGCGACGACGACGGCACGGUCCGCAAGCAGUUGCAUCUCCUCUUCGCAUGGAUGUUGCCGCAGAUCCCGCUGCAGCUGCUCGGUCCAUAUCACAACACUCUGCUGCUCUACACCACCUCGGCACUUAGUCAUAUCUACCCAGAAGUGCGGCUGGACGCCAUCAAAGUGCUCGACGUCUGCCUCGAUGUCCUGCCCCACACCGCAACUUCAGGCUGGCAAGACGCCGUUUUCAACAUGUCAAAGGCCAGCACCUCAACGGCGGCCAAUCCGGUCGCCGCAGGACCCAGCACGUCAGCACAUCAGCCGCAUGGAGAAAGGAUCAUGAACUGCUUCCUCAACCUCCUCGGAGUCACACGCAGAUCAGGCAACGCCGUCUCCAUCACUGCCACGGACCUGGCUCCCGCUGCCAAACUCCUCAUCCUCAGCUCACUCAGGACUUUCCUCUCGCACGCCCUUCCCACCACCUCAAGCGACGGUGAUGACCACUCGUCCAGGUGCCCUACCUGGUUCUUCCGCUCCGCCUUUGCCUCUACAGCCGAGUUUGAGCACUUCGAAUCCCUGCUCGGCAAGCACACCAAUUCCAACCGCACCCGCACCCUCUCCGUCUUCGCAUCUGCAGCCAAGGAUCGUUCGCACCCAGAUGUCAACUCAGGCUCCACCACCCAGGCUUCUCUUUCGCAUUGGACGGACAGCGAGAUGUCAACUUUGACCUUGAUGGACCUCGACUCCACUUCCGGCACAUCCGUACAGCAGUCCGACCUUUUCGCUUCUUUGCAGGCUGCCCUCUCCUUAUCGGCUUCGGCUGGCAAUGGCUCGUCGGGCUCCCAUGCUGCUCAGUCGGCAGCAUUGGCGCUGUACGAGCUGCUCGACCCUAUCCUGCUCGCUUCCUUCCUUGACACGGCUCCAGCGGCGUUCCAGCCCGACCUCGACCUCUCCCAUCAGGUGCGGGGCCAGAACGUUGGGCUCUCAACGCCUUCCCAACUCAUCUUUGAGAUCAUCCAGCUCCUCCUGACUCUCUGGCGCGGCGCGUCGGCCCCCACUUCAAAAGCGCGCACCUCGCUCGCAAACUUGCUCGGCCAUGCUUCCAUCUACUUUCCCUUCAGCAGCCACACUUGGUCCAGCACUCUGUCGCACAAGGCAAAGUCGCUCGUCGUGCAGAUGGAUCUCGCCUAUGCCGAGCUUGCCGCGCUCUUCGCCAUCAACACGGAAGACUCGCAAAAGGCCAAGUACAAGUUCAACGUCGACGUCCAGGUCGCUGCGGUCGCAGCCUUUGUCUCGGAGCUGCUCGCGGUGCCAGUCACGGAGCAAGGCACGGUCUCGCUUGGCAGCGUAGGCGGCUCGGCCGCCAGUGUGCUUGACGCCGACACCUUCCAUGCACUCUUGCCCACCUUGUGGUUCCUGCUUGGCGCGGAACACGAGACUUUACUCGACAGCCUCCUCACCGCCUACCAGGCGUACUCCACGCAGCAUCGAGUCAAGCCAAUCCUCUUUGAAUUCCUCGCUCGCGCCUAUCUUCUGUCCAAGCUGCGGGCUCAGACCCCCUUCACCCAGGCGGAAAGCGAUCGCAUCCUUCAGACCCUACUGUUGGGCCUUCCACGCAACCUUUGGGAAGCGGCUUCCAACUCGAGUGGUCAUGCAUUUGCUGGCUUGCAGCUCGAGCUUCUCCACUUUGUCUUGCUCCUCCCUUCGCCCCCAGCAGCUCUGGAGUUUGGAAAGCUCGCACCCUUCUACUGGGUCACGCAUCCGACCAAGAAGGUGUCGGGCCCCGGACCAUUUAACAAACUGCCAUCUCUUCUGCGUAAGCUGGCACUCGACAACUCGGUCCUGCUGCGAACUUGCGAUGGCAGGCUCGACAAGGCCAUCUCAUCUGCACGCCAAUCUGUAAUUCGAAGCCCGUGA